CCCUCCUUAUCUCAGGAAUGACAUCCGAACAACGGAGAAAACCAUGGAUCUAUACAUUCAAACAUGGAGAGUACAUUUAUAAUAUUGGAUUUUAACUUUAACGUUUACUUUAAGAGCAGUGCAUCCAAUAAGCUGUGUGCACGUCAUAUUGGAAAUAUUUACAUGUUGCUUUAAUGCUUGACCAUGAGAAAUUAACGGGCUGGGUCCGUUAUCGCCUGCAUUAGACAUGUCUGGGGAUGAAGACAGAUAUCCCGAGGCGCAACUGGUCACGGAGGCCGGGCCCAACUGGCUCCGAGCCGAGAUCGAGCGCUUGUCCCGGGAGCUCAGCGAGACGACCCGGGAGAAGAUCCAGGCGGCGGAAUACGGGCUGGUGGUGCUGGAGGAAAACCAACAGCUGAAACAACGCUUUGAAGAUCUUGAAGGCGAUUAUGAGACCGUCAGACAAGAGCUGGAUCAACUUAAAGAGGCGUAUGGCCAGGUUCACUCCACCCACAGAAAGGUGGCAGCAGAUGGCGAGAGCAGGGAGGAAUCUCUUAUCCUGGAAUCGGCAUCUAAAGAGGCAUAUUAUGAGCAGAGAAUGCAAGAACUACAGGCCGACCUUCGGCAAACGAAAAACAGUCUCACCAGCACACAGGCGGAGAACGAACGUCUGGCCACCCUUGCGCUGGAACUAAGAGAGAACAAUGAGAUAGUUGAGCUACAGCGCACCCGUCUGCGUGAUGACAUCAGAGAGUACAAGAUCCGAGAGUCACGUCUGCUGCAGGACUACUCCGAGUUGGAGGAAGAAAACAUCAGCCUACAGAAACAAGUCUCUACCCUUAAACAGGGUCAGGUGGAAUUUGAGGGACUCAAGCACGAAAAUCGCCGUUUGGAGGAGGAAGUGCAGUACCUGAACAGCCAGCUAGAAGACGCUGUUCGGUUACGCGAGAUUGCUGAGCGCCAGCUAACAGAGGCUCUAGAAACCGUGAAGACAGAACGGGAGCAGAAAGCUGCCCUAAGAAAAGAACUGACCCAUCACAUGACCCUUGGAGACUCACUCCUAGCCAGCUCAUUGGAUGGACUUAAACUGAGUACAGAUGAACCUAAUAAUGAUGAUGCAAUUAUGACAUUUGAAAACGGAUUUGCCAAAGUUGCUGACGGUAACGAUGAAGAUAACAGAUUGUCUGUACCCAAGAGAGGUGAAAACGUCCGUCCUGCACCAAGUCUGGUGGAUGACUUGUUGAGCGAGCUGAACAUCUCUGAGAUCCAGAAACUCAAGCAACAGCUUUUACAGGUCGAGCGGGAGAAGGUGGCUCUACUAACUACUCUACAGGAUUCUCAGAAGCAGUUAGAACAAGCUCGAGGUGCGUUAGCUGAACAGCAGGAAGCUAUGACGAGACUUAGUGACGAUUUGGGGGUCAUGAGGAGACUGCAGGUAGGCAAGGAGCGUCAGUCGGCCCUUGACAGCGAGCGAGAGCGGGACAGUCGAGAGGACAAUGAUGCUGAUUAUUAUGAGCUGGAUAUCAACGGUCCAGAAAUACUGCGUUGCAAGUAUGAAGUAGCUAUAACGGAGGCAGGUGACCUUAGGGAGGAGCUUAAGGGAUUAAAGGCGGAGCAUGAUGAGAUGAAGGUGGAGCAUGAGGAGGUACGGGCACGACUAGAGGGACAAGUCCGUGACCUCACCAUCCAAGUAUCUCAGUUGGAGGGCAUCAGCCGUGCAGACCGUGACCAGGUCGUUAGGUUGGAAAAGAAACUAAAGGAAGUGAGCGCAGUUGCGGGCGAGACAGAGGGGAGUCUUAGCGUUGCCCAGGAUGAACUUGUCGCCUUUAGCGAAGAGCUCGCAAACCUCUACCACCACGUUUGCAUGUGCAACAACGAAACCCCAAAUCGUGUUAUGCUUGAUUAUUACAAAGAGGGUAAAGGAAACAAAACUGAAAAACAUAAACAUAGUCGGUCUACACUGACGCAAACUAACGAUAGCACGGCUCAGGCACCCGAGUCCAACUCCACAACCGUGGACAGUUCUACUUCUGUGACGCCAGUCAAAGAAGACCCACGUCCUGAACCGAUGGACAUCUACAACCUGGUAGCGAUAAUUCGGGAUCAGAUUCGUCACUUGCAGAAGGCAGUGGACCGCACCACAGAGCUUUCCAGGCAAAGAGUUGCCUCUCUAGAGUUGGCUGCGGUGGCGGAUAAAGAUCAAGCUGCUUGCAUGGAAGAGAUUUUGAAGCUCAAGUCCCUGCUGAGCACCAAGAGAGAACAGAUUGCCACACUGAGGACUGUCCUCAAGGCCAACAAACAGACAGCUGAGGUCGCCCUGGCCAACUUGAAGAGCAAAUAUGAUAAUGAGAAGGCCAUGGUCACAGAGACCAUGAUGAAACUUAGGAACGAGUUGAAGGCACUUAAAGAAGACGCAGCCACCUUCUCCUCUCUCAGGGCCAUGUUUGCCACCAGAUGUGAUGAGUAUGUAACCCAACUGGACGACAUGCAGAGGCAGCUGGCUGCAGCUGAAGAUGAGAAAAAAACUCUUAACUCCCUCCUACGAAUGGCCAUCCAGCAGAAACUGGCACUUACCCAGCGCCUGGAGGAUCUGGAAUUUGACUACGAGCAAGCUCGACGAGGAUCUGGUUCUGGGCCGGGUGGCCGUGGGAAGGCUCGGUCUGGGCGUGGCAACGGACCAUCUUCGUUUUCCAGCCCCCACUAAUUUUAUUUUAGGUGUGAAGAUUUAAGUGUGGUUAUUUUACUCUAUGCGUCCAGAAUACACAAAAUGCAUCCCUGGUCCAUUUACGGAAAUGAAUUUUCUCCUGGAUGUGACUUCAAGAAAAACAGUCUCCCAUUUACAGCCAGUUGAUCAAUGAAUUUGACUGUUAUAUCUGUACUGUGGUAAUCUUCAAUUUCUGUUUUUAUUUUUCUGCUUUGUUGUUUUUAUGUAACUUGUGCACUUUUGGGUGCAUUUGUUAAUGUUAUGAGAUGCACGUUCAGUAUAGCACAUUUUUCUGUUGUUGCAAAUUUUACCUAUUUAACUGAAAAAAAAGAUAAUAUAAGAACUUUUGUUAAUAGUAUUCGAAAGGCAUAACUUCCAGGUUUUGAGCAUAACCGAGGGAGGAACAAAUAAGGUAUAUCUUUAUGUUUUUGGUCUUGAAUAGCCAAACUUUUUAACAUUAGCUAGACAUGUAGUGUCACUCCACUAAAACAACAAAGACUUUGACUUGCUCCUAAAUAUUUUUGGAGUCACAGAUGUGUUAAAUUUACAAACGUAGAAAAUAAUCAUGAAUUCCAAAUUGGAAUUUUUGUUAUUUUAUUUUGCCAAGUUUUUUUGUGGUUCACGAUGCGAUACAAUAUUUGUUUUCAGACAUUGAUUACUUUCUAUUUUGACUAACUCUCAUCUAAAGCCUCAUGUGCCUUUUAUGCAGCAGGUUUUGUGUUUUCAUGAACAAUUCUGAGAGCCAUAAUCUUACGUUUCUGCUGUUUGUCUGAUGUAACCAGCCUGAUCUCAUGAGAAUUCACAUGUAUUUUAGGAGUGUUGGCUAAUUUGUAUGAAGUGAAUCGUACAAAAACGAAAUCGGAUUAUUAUAAAAACAAUAAUGAAACCCCACCCCUAACCCCAACGUCACAUGUGGUCAUUUGAAUUAGCCACGUCGUAAAAUACAUACGAAUUGCCAUGAGAUGGCAUUAGAAUUCACUCAUUUGGCUCGGUAACUUUGGCAUAUUGUCAGUAUGCAGACAUCUGAUUUUGUUAUUAAGCACAAUUUUUGAAGGUCAGAGUCUGUCAGACAUUUUGUAUAGGAAAACAGUUUUAAAUGCUAGUUGGGUGUGGUAAAAUCAUACAUUCCUUGAGAAAGUAAUGAUUGCUGAUGGUGGUCACAAUGUCAUUGUUUGUCAUUAUUUUCUUGUUUGUAACCAUGCUAAUUGUUUGUAUUUCAGCAAGCAGAAAACUUUUUGUGCCAUUUCAAAUUUUAUUACAUUGUAAAAUUUCGGUUUUCUUUUGACCACAAAUUAAGUGCAAUUUUGUAUCGUUUCUGUCUCUUCUAUAGUUUUCUUUUUGCUGAAAACCACUUCAUCAGCCAUGACAUAGUUUUGUGUUACUUUUCAGUAUAUUUUUACACAUUUGUAUGGAAUGACCUCACAUAUGUUUGUUUGUAUUUAUUCAUAACCUUGGCUAUCGGUUCAGUAUUAAUGACUUAAGUUUAUAUGCAUAUUAACUGGGGCUGCCUCUCUUUGCAUUUCUACUUGAAUUUUUACAGGUGAAGUGUAUAAACUAUGCUGCCUGUGUUUUUUUUAACAUUGUCAACAUUGUGUUUUUUCUAAACGUUUGUGCUUCAGACUCUGUAGAUCAACAUGCAGAAGACUUUAUAGAAAAAAAUAAACUAAUGUAAAAUAUUU
Molecule: messenger RNA, 4362 nt
Organism: Paramisgurnus dabryanus
Lineage: Eukaryota; Metazoa; Chordata; Actinopteri; Cypriniformes; Cobitidae
Gene: bicd2b
Product: bicaudal D homolog 2 (Drosophila)
Biological process (GO): protein localization to organelle; regulation of microtubule cytoskeleton organization; microtubule anchoring at microtubule organizing center
Cellular component (GO): cytosol; Golgi apparatus
Molecular function (GO): cytoskeletal adaptor activity; dynein complex binding; dynactin binding
Source: RefSeq, a predicted model, not a curated record